UGUACAUGCAUGCACAGGUGGUGCACACACGGAUGCACAGGUGGUGUGCAUGCCUGCGUAUAUCCACUAUUUAGGUUUUAAAUGAGACCAUGAAACACUGGGUGUCUUUCAGUGGUGCUUUACAACCAGAGCUCUAUUCUGGGGAGGUCACCACUGGUCAGUGGGGUUGUGCUGUGGUGGAGAGGUCAGUGGUCAGUGGUCAGCAGGAUUGUGCUGUGGAGGUGAGGUCAGUGGUCAGUGGUCAGCAGGGUUGUGCUGUGGUGGAGAGGUCAGUGGUCAGCAGGGUUGUGUUGUGGUGGAGAGGUCAGUGGUCAGCAGGGUUGUGCUGUGGAGGUGAGGUCAGUGGUCAGCGGGGUUGUGCUGUGGAGGUGAGGUCAGUGGUCAGUGGUCAGCAGGGUUGUACUGUGGUGGUGAGGUCAGUGGUCAGUGGUCAGCAGGGUUGUGCUGUGGAGGUGAGGUCAGUGGUCAGUGGUCAGCGGGGUUGUGCUGUGGAGGUGAGGUCAGUGGUCAGUGGUCAGCAGGGUUGUACUGUGGUGGUGAGGUCAGUGGUCAGUGGUCAGCGGGGUUGUGCUGUGGAGGUGAGGUCAGUGGUCAGUGGUCAGCGGGGUUGUGCUGUGGAGGUGAGGUCGGUGGUUAGUGGUCAGCAGGGUUGUGCUGUGGAGGUGAGGUCGGUGGUCAGUGGUCAGCAGGGUUGUGCUGUGGUGGUGAGGUCAGUGGUCAGCAGGGUUGUGUUGUGGUGGAGAGGUCAGUGGUCAGCAGGGUUGUACUGUGGAGGUGAGGUCAGUGGUCAGUGGUCAGUGGAGUUGUGCUGUGGAGGCCAGGUCAGGGGUCAGUGGUCAGCAGGGUUGUGCUGUGGAGGUGAGGUCGGUGGUCAGUGGUCAGCAGGGUUGUGGUGUGGUGGUGAGGUCAGUGGUCAGUGGAGUUGUGCUCUGGAGGUGAGGUCAGUGGUCAGUGGUCAGUGGGGUUGUGCUGUGGUGGUGAGGUCAGUGGUCAGUGGGGUUGUGCUAUGGAGGUGAGGUCAGUGGUCAGUGGUCAGCAGGGUUGUGGUGUGGUGGUGAGGUCAGUGGUCAGUGGGGUUGUGCUGUGGAGGUGAGGUCAGUGGUCAGUGGGGUUGUACUGUGGAGGUGAGGUCAGUGGUCAGUGGUCAGAGGGGUUGUGCUCUGGAGGUGAGGUCAGUGGUCAGUGGGGUUGUGCUGUGGAGGUGAGGUCAGUGGUCAGUGGGGUUGUACUGUGGUGGUGAGGUCAGUGGUCAGCGGGGUUGUGCUGUGGUGGUGAGGUCAGUGGUCAGCGGGGUUGUGCUGUGGUGGUGAGGUCAGUGGUCAGCGGGGUUGUGCUGUGGUGGUGAGGUCAGUGGUUAGUGGGGUUGUGCUGUGGUGGUGAGGUCAGUGGUCAGUGGUCAGUGGGGUUGUGCUGUGGAGGUGAGGUCAGUGGUCAGUGGGGUUGUGCUGUGGUGGUGAGGUCAGUGGUCAGUGGUCAGUGGGGUUGUGCUGUGGUGGUGAGGUCAGUGGUCAGUGGUCAGCAGGGUUGUGGUGUGGGGUCAGUGGGGUUGUGCUGUGGUGAUGGGGUCAGGGGUCAAUGAGGUCAUGCUGUGGUAGAGAGGACAGUGGUCAAGGAUCUGUGUGGUCAUGCUGUGGGGUCAGUGGUCAGGGGUCAGCAGGGUUGUGCUAUGGGGUCAGGGGUCAGCGGGGUCAUGUGCUCCUGGCCUCGGGCUGGCGUGUGGACGGACCUGGGUUGGCACCUCCGGUGCCCUCUG
This is a messenger RNA of Dipodomys spectabilis (banner-tailed kangaroo rat), 1753 nucleotides long. RefSeq names its product Kruppel-like factor 18. The coding region runs from base 90 to 1016 and encodes 308 amino acids. Lineage: Eukaryota; Metazoa; Chordata; Mammalia; Rodentia; Heteromyidae. The transcript is spliced from 5 exons. The record is from RefSeq and is a predicted model, not a curated record.